Messenger RNA from Brachypodium distachyon (stiff brome), 2341 nucleotides. RefSeq names its product histone-lysine N-methyltransferase family member SUVH2. Lineage: Eukaryota; Viridiplantae; Streptophyta; Magnoliopsida; Poales; Poaceae. The transcript has a single exon. The record is from RefSeq and is a predicted model, not a curated record. Gene Ontology annotation, molecular function: histone methyltransferase activity; protein binding; zinc ion binding. The coding region runs from base 67 to 1908 and encodes 613 amino acids. Gene Ontology annotation, cellular component: nucleus.
UGUGUCCGUGCCUUGGCUCCUCCCGUUCCGCUCCAAAGCACACUUCGCUUGUGACUCACUGAGCUAAUGGCGCCGCCGCCGCUGCCGCCGCCGCAUCUUCUCAUCCCUAAGCCCGAGCCCGACGCGCCCCUCCCCACGCAGCCGCAGCAGAUGCUUCCCAACCCUAAGGCCGAGCCCGACGCGGCGCCGCCCGCUGAUCUUGCCCUGGAGCAUUUCGAUCCCCACCGCCAGCAGCAGCUUGAGCCCUCCCCUGACCCACAACACCGCCUUUGCGCCGCCAAUCUCUACCUCCCACCGGCCGGAAAGGGAUCCCUUCCGCCGCCGCCGCCGCAGUCCGCCAUCGUCGCCUCUGCAUCAUCCACCGGGAAGAAGAGGAACCGGCAGGGCAACCAGAUGAUGCGCGCCUCCACCGCCACGGCCCAGGACUACAUCUACUCCCGCUCUCAAGUCCGCGCCGCGCGCCUCACCUUCGAGGCGCUCCGCGUCCACUUCGCCCGCCACCCGCUCCCCGACGCCCCGCGCAACCGCAUCGACUUGCGCGCCUGCAACGCCAUGCGCGUCCAGGGCCUCUCCCUCUACCGGGAGCCGCGCAUCGUCGGGGCCAUCCCGGGCGUCUCCGUCGGCGACUCCUUCUUCUACCGCGCCGAGCUGUGCGUCGUCGGGCUCCACCGCACCACGCAGUCCGGCAUCUCCUUCGUCCCCGCCGGUCUCGUCCGCGAGGGCCACCCAGUCGCCACAAGCAUCGUGUCCUCCGGCGUCUACCACGACGACCACGACAGCGGCGACGUCCUCGUCUACACCGGCAGCGGCGGCCGCCCGCGCAACCGCGUCGAGCACCAUGAAGACCAGAAGGCCGACAGUGGCGGCAACCUCGCGCUCCACAACAGCUACGUUUACGGCGUCGAGGUACGCGUCAUCCGCUGCCACCCAUGCCAAGCCAGCCCCAGCAGCAAGGUUUAUGUAUACGACGGCCUGUACAAUGUCGUCAGCUCCAGCUAUGGCCCGGGCAAGUCAGGUCCCAGCGUCUGCACCUUCAAGCUCAUGCGUAUCGCUGGCCAGGACCAGCUUGGCAGCAGCACCUGGUGCAUGGCCAAGGAUAUCAAGGACAAGCUUGCAUCCCAGGUCUGCCCACCUGGCUACAUAUCGCUGGACCUAUCAAAUGGCAAGGAGCUGUUCCGUGUCCCUGUCCGCAACAAUGUGGACAAUGUCAGCUCUCCUCUUCACUUUGAGUACAUUACACACCCUGAGUUCCCGUUGCCCCCUAUCCUCGGGCCAGUGAGGCGGCAUAAGGGUUGCCAUUGUCUGGGUGGGACGUGUGGGUCCAAGUGCAGCUGCGCGAGGAAGAACAGUGGAGGUCCUGUGUACAAUGAGGAUGGCACCCUUGUCAGGGGGAGGCGAGUCGUGUAUGAGUGCGGUGGUCUUUGUGAUUGCACCAUGAGCUGCUUGAACCGGGCGACCCAGCGAGGAAUGAAGCAUCAGCUGGAGCUGUUCAGGUCCAAGGAGACGGGGUGGGGUGUCAGGACACUAGACUUGAUACAACCAGGAGCAUUUGUAUGUGAGUUCAGCGGUGAUGUGGUUGCAGCCUGUGAUGCGUCAAUGGAUCAGGGCAGCUUCAUUGAUCCAAGGAGGUUCCCCGAGAGAUGGAAAGAGUGGGGAGAUGCCUCUGCUGUGUUUCCAGACCAGAAGAAGGCCCCAUCCCACCCUUUCCAAGGACCAGACUACGUGCUCGACGUGUCCCAGAGGAGGAACUUUGCAAGCUACAUUAGCCACAGCUCCAUUCCCAACGUGUUUGUCCAGCUUGUUAUCCGGGGCAAUGAAAACUUGUCCUUCCCACACCUGAUGGUGUUUGCCAUGGAUACCAUCCCACCGUUGCGGGAGCUCAGCGUUGACUAUGGUAUUACUCAGUAAAUCAGUGAGAAGUUUGAGUGGAUGUGCGGAAGCUGCAUUGUGAAGCUCGUGGUGGCUUUCAUAGUUUAUCAGUGGACUGUUUUGGUAGUGUUGGUAAGGAAAAUAUAAUGCUUUCCAUUUUGAGGUUUCGUCCCUGAAUUGUGAAACAGAGGGGGAGUGCCUUGCUGUUGCCAUUCGUAUCUGUAGUUGCACAAGUUCAGUUGCUAGCACGUCAUUCUUUUGCUAGUGCUAGCUGUUCUGGUUGUAGCUAGGCUUGCUUGCAGAAAGCAUGCUAGAUCUUUAGCUGUUUCUGGUUCUCCAGUACAAUCACAAACAUGUUUAAAUUCAAGAAUUUAUCUUAUCUUGUAGCCAAGCACCUUUCUCUUUUGCAUCGUCUGUGGAUUUAUUUAAAAUGCGCAAAAGAUAUAUUGAUUGAUUAUCAAGCUUGAUCACU